Molecule: messenger RNA, 1239 nt
Organism: Symbiodinium necroappetens
Lineage: Eukaryota; Dinophyceae; Suessiales; Symbiodiniaceae
Source: the annotation of a GenBank genome assembly
AUGAUUGCCCUCUUCUUCUCCUUGUACGCGGCGUUCUUUUCGCUCUACUUGGGGGAGGAGUAUCAGCACCCUGGCUUCGUCUUGGCCUAUGGCGUGGGUCACAUAAUCGCCAUCGUGGUUGGCGAGGCCGUGGGUCAGAUUUUCCGCGUCCUCACGCCGCUGGACGAGAGGUAUGCAUCGAAGAUGGGGCCUUGCACUCUGGGGCCAGCCUUGGUAGGGUUUUUCAUCGGAACCUCCGGCUACGGAGUGGCCAGACGACACAGUGGACCAUGGCUAGGCGUGCUGAUGCCCUUCAUGCUGAGCGGUUAUGAGCUGCUGUGCCUGCACAUCAUCGCGAGCAACUUCUCGGCCGAGUUCGUGCAGGAGAAAGCUGUCCGCCGCAAGUAUUGUCGUGACAACCAGGGAGUCGUGAUUUCCCUCGCCAUUGCCAUGAUCCACGCUUUAGCUGAGGGUGCAAGGCUCACAUUGAUUUUGGUGGACAUUGCUCACGACGAGACACAUCUUGACUUCCUGGUCCCGAUUUGUUCUGGAGUCGUGUGGAAUGCUACGGUCCGUGCGGGAUACCUAGAUCGCUUUGCGGCACUUGUUACCUGCGGGUGGAGAACGCCGACGAACUCAAGCCUGCUCCUACAGAAAGUGAAGUACUGCAUGGGAUACCCCAGGUUCUUUGCUGUGGCGGCCAUAGCCCUGGCGAGGCUGUGCACGCUGAAUGAGGAGUUCAUCGGCUGGGCGCUGCUGGCAAUGUUUGCCGCCGAGAUCCUGGAAGACAUCAUCUCCUUGGCACUCGAAAGACUAGACCUGCGUGUGCAUCCGAAGCCGCGGCAAAUCACUGACGAAGAGGUUGAAAUCAUGGUUGCAAACGCGACCAAAAGCUCUCACGAGUCCUUGGCAUCAAGCUUCAAGCAGAUUGUUCCCAAAGCUUGGCUUGACGACCAACAAGCGGGCGUGCCCAUCCCAGCGGUUAACUUGUCAAAGGAACUCAAACCGAAGUGUUGGAAGCUUCGGGCGGCAUUCGACUUUGCAUAUGGCGACGUGGACAGCUUCGGCCAGCUACCCUUCUGGGCUCAUUUCGCAGCGAUUGCCGUAGCACAGUUCCACACUGUGCUCUUCCUUAUCAUCUUGUCGAACGGAUUGAACUACGUUCUGGGCUUCUGCCCCGAGUCAGGUUACAACGGGAUCGGGCGGGCCCUGGUAUGGUGGCCUGUAACCGACCCAGAGGACUUGUGCGAUGGAGGCUAG